GUGAGUUUGGUGUUGAAAGAUGUGAUACGUUCGUUUAAAACAAAGACAUUGUUUAUAUUUAUAUUUACCGCUCUUGUGAUAAUACACAUCAAAACGUUCAAGGACCUAAAUCUCACUGAGCGUGCCUUAAAAUCGCUCGAGUCCAAAGAGGUGCUUGUAAAAAACACAUCACCCCGUUGAGUGGAUGAUUCAUUCCGAAGUGCGAUCACCAUGGUCGAUCGUCUAGCUUUAUGACCCUCAAUUCCAGUCCGGAUUUCCUGGCAUGAUCCCUCAUUGACCGUUCGGCCGCCAUGAAAUCCAAUAAUCAGAGCCCAUUCGGGGGUGAGCCCGUGAAAUGGGACUCCGUCACGGGGGGUGCCAACCGAAAGAAGAAGAAAAACCCACCGGGCCCCAGCCAAAGUUUCGCUGAGCGGUUGAAGUUGCGACGCCUCCGUUUGAACAAGGCUCGUCCGACGGUGACCUCUUUGUCGGACAGCCUCAGUGAGGCCUCCUCACAACCUAGUGCCAUGAGGACCCACAGCAAUGCAUCGACUGGAAUCUUCCGAAACAGUAGCAUCAACUCGUACCAAAGUGGGAGAAGUGGCCGGAGCACGGCCACCACAAUGACCGCCUUCACGAGCAUGACCGGCUCGAAUUCUGGGGCGUCCAGUAAAACUGGCCAAAGAUCUCGUCGCAACUCUCGUUUCGAGGAUGAAUUCUCGGAGGGACAAUUGGGCAUCAAUGACAAGGAGUUGAACAGUAUGAACAAACAUAUACCUGCGCUGAAGAGUCACGGCAAGUCCGCCACUUUCCGGCAACAUUACUAUCCCGAGGGCGGCUGGGGUUGGGUGAUCACCCUGUGUUGCUUCAUCGUGAACAUGUUCACUUAUGGGCUGCAGUUCAGCUUCAGUAUUCUUCAAUUAGAGAUUGUCAGACAUUGUGAGAUCACGGCGCCCACCGAGAACCAUGAGACCAUUCGACAAAAUUCAGUUUGGAUUGGCUCCUGCAACUUGGCUCUGUCCCAUUUUCUCGCUCCCAUUUUGGUGGCUUUCUGUCGGCGAAAAUCCACCCGUCUGACGGCCGUGGUGGGAGGGCUGGUCAUGGCCUUGGCCCUCCUAUUUGCAUCGUUUGCCCGAUUCUUUCAUCAAGUCUUCCUCAGCUAUGGCAUUUUGUUCGGCAUCGGCAACGCCAUGGUGCGAGAAACCUCGACCCUCAUGCUUAGCCAAUAUUUCAAACGAAAACGUGAACUCGUUGAAAUGAUCUCCAGCAUGGGAUCCGGACUUGGCAUUGUCGUUUUCACCAAGAUAUUUCGACACGGCAUUGGGUCCCUGGAAUGGCGAUUGGGAUUGCAAGUGGUGACCGCCUGCUUGACCUCAUUAUUCUUUCUGGGCUUGUUUUAUCGCUCGGCCAGUCUUUACCAUCCCCAGAGACGAGCCAUUCUCCACUUGAAAGACAUGUCGAAGCGCAAAGGGAAAGACAAGAACAAGAUGGACAACAAGCCGCCGUAUUUCGAUUUUGCAUCGCUACGCUCCAGAGGCUUUCAAGUCAUCCUUCUGAGUACGAUGUUUGUCACUUUGGGUGCAUACACACCUCUCUUUUACAUGGUGCCUGUGUCACUCAACGAAGGCCUCGCUUUGGACUCGGUGAUUCAAUUGCAAAUCUUCCUGGGAAUUGCCAUGAGCUGUGGCUCUUUCUUGUUUGGCUUAAUAGUUUUGUCUCGGAGCCAGCAGUGUCUAAUAUCGCGCCAAUAUUUGCUGCAAUCUUCCGUAUUUGGCAUUGCCAUCUCACUUUUGGCAUUCACAUCCGUCGAGGGCUAUCAUGGUUAUCUACUCUUUGUGUGGCUUUACGGGGUUUUUUUGGGCGGUUUCCAUCUCACACUGAGUGCAUUCACCCUGGAAAGGGUUCACAUGCGACAUUUCCCCCGGGCUUGGGGAUUUGUCCAGGGCGCCAAGGCCAUUCCACUUUUGAUUGGCAUCCCAAUCGUGGGCUACAUCAAUCAGGCAUUGGAUAUGCCCAAAGGCGGAUACUUGUUUUCCUUCUCCUGCGUCUUUAUCGGAGCCACGUGCCUCUUCCUGGUGGGUUGUGUGUCUAGCAAAUCCAAUAAAAAUCAUCACCCCUAUUGCAAGGAUGGCCUCGGAGCCGUUUCCCUGCGAGGUGACUCCUCGCUGGCCGCCCAUGAUCAACUUAUUAUGCAUGAGGCUGUGAGUGAUGGCAUUCUGGUCGGGCGUGGAGCCAGUGCUAUGACUAAUUUAUACGGACAACCUCCUUUGGCCCCUGGAGGAUGUACCUGUGAACACGUUUGGCCAGCUCCACCGGCUUCCAUUCCAGAACUGGAGCAUGCCAUUCGAAGACUCUCAUUUGGCCAUGGAAGUGGAAUUUAUGAGAAAUAUGUGUCAGAUCUCGACUCCAAGGCGCUCAUUGGCGUAGGAGAGCCUCGCAAAUCCUCCUUCAAUAGUAUCGUCCCACUUCUCGAAGGCACCGCCUUUCCGGAAGAGGAGGAAGAAGAAGGCGAGGAAGCCGAUGUCGAUGAAGACGACGACGUGGAAGUCGACGUGGUGGCAGCCCAACAUUCUCUGUUGGAAGAGAUGGUCAAGCCAGAACUGCUGACUUGCAUUUCCGAGGAGAAUUUGUUCGAAAAUCUCGACGUCGAGUACUUUGGAGAGUGCAUCUCCAACAGUGAGGCUGCGGUUGAAAUGGAAGACUAUAUUUUGGGUCUUCCUUUGCCCGUGGCCCAAGAGAGUCCGGUGAAAGUGCUUACUGGCCUUCAUGGCAGUCUCUCUGAACCCGAUCUGAGGAUAGCCAAUAGCCCCCGAUUUAGCCACGUGUCCCCUUCGCCUCCCAUGGACCUUGUUCAAGAGGAGUGUAGUACGACUGUCGUCAACUCGUCCGAGACCCCGAGCUCGAUGUCUCCCAAUAGUGCAAUACUCAGUCGCCAAAAGACGUGGCAUUUCUUCCACAAGCCCCGUCUAGCUGGAAUUGAGCGAAAAAAUGAUGUUGUCAAAGGUGUUCCCCAGCCAAAUAGCUCCACAUUGGGAAGCAGUGGACCUCGACAAGGCAGUCAAAUGAAGAGGGUGUUAAAGACAUCUUUGACACCCACCGUCAUCUCGGAGGUGACCUCUUUUGUCUAACAAUUCACACCCGUCUUUCAAUUCGUUUCAUUUGUCAAUUGCUGAGACAAAAAGAGCGUUUCCGUUCCCCCUUCGCCACCGAGACGACUUGGACCCAUUACGUAUGUGGGAACACUCAUCUUGUCCCUUACAACGGCCUGAACACCAGAUACACCCCACGGAAAAAUGGCUCAACAUCGUCGACAUUGUCGUCGUCGUCGUCGUCGUCGUCGUCGUCGUUGUUGUUGACGUUAUCAUCAUCAUCAUUAUCAUCGCCAAGCAAGCAGCCGUUGUGUACAGUAAAGCGGACGACAACGUGCAACGAGUUGAGGCGACAAGUGGAAAAAGUGAAACGCGGCCGAGCUGCUCUUUUCACCAAACUAUCUGUGAUAUUAGAACGAGGUAGUAGUAAUUCUAUGAUUUGUUCUUUCUCUCUGGUACAAGAAGUUUGAAAUAUAGUUAUUUAGCCCAUGACAAA
This is a messenger RNA of Tigriopus californicus, 3564 nucleotides long. RefSeq lists its product as uncharacterized. The coding region runs from base 291 to 3107 and encodes 938 amino acids. The transcript has 9 exons. The record is from RefSeq and is a predicted model, not a curated record. Gene Ontology annotation, biological process: transmembrane transport. Lineage: Eukaryota; Metazoa; Arthropoda; Copepoda; Harpacticoida; Harpacticidae. Gene Ontology annotation, molecular function: monocarboxylic acid transmembrane transporter activity.